This is a messenger RNA of Pyrus x bretschneideri (Chinese white pear), 810 nucleotides long. RefSeq names its product accelerated cell death 11. The transcript has 4 exons. Gene Ontology annotation, biological process: intermembrane lipid transfer; ceramide transport. Gene Ontology annotation, cellular component: cytoplasm; membrane; cytosol. Gene Ontology annotation, molecular function: ceramide 1-phosphate transfer activity; ceramide 1-phosphate binding. The coding region runs from base 89 to 697 and encodes 202 amino acids. The record is from RefSeq and is a predicted model, not a curated record. NCBI's taxonomy places the organism in Eukaryota, Viridiplantae, Streptophyta, Magnoliopsida, Rosales, Rosaceae.
CUGGUCCGCAGAAAAGCAAAGCAAAAGACUAACACGGAGAGAGAAUUCUAGAGAGAGAAACAAGAGGAGAGAGAACGAGAGAGCUGCAAUGGCGGACGAGAGGCCGCUGAGGAAGAUAGCGGAGGCAUUCAAAGAGCUUGAGGCAGCCGUAAACUCCCCAGCGGCGGACGUCGAGGUGGCUCCGUUCUCUCAUGCGUGCUCACUCGUUUCGCCUCUGUUCGGCUGCUUGGGAAUCGCCUUCAAAUUCGCCGAGAUCGACUACGUCGCCAAGGUCCAUGAUCUAUCGGAGGCGUCGGAUUCAAUCUCGACGUUGCAGGUUCUGCUCGAUCGCGAUAUCGAAGCGGAUUGCGUGAGAAAGGCCGGUAGUCACUCGAGGAAUUUGUUGAGAGUGAAGCGUGGGAUUGACAUGGUUAGAGUGCUCUUCGAGCAAAUUAUAGUCACCAAGGGAAAUUCCCUGAAGGAUCCAGCUUCCAAGGCUUACGCACAGGUGUUUGCUCCCCACCAUGGAUGGGUCAUCAGGAAAGCUGUUGCUGCGGGGAUGUAUGCGCUUCCUACUAGGGAACAACUAAUGAACAAACUCAAUGAAGACGAUAACUCGGCAAAAGUUCAAAUGCAGCGUUAUAUUGCUGCAUCUGCACCUCUAAGUCUGUACAUCGACAAACUCUUCCAUUCGCGGAAAUUGGGCGUAGAUUGGUAGGGCAGAGCUUGCAUUGUACGUCUGGAGAUUUGUACUUGACAUUGUAACUUGUUGGAAAACAUUGUUGUAUACUGUUACAAAUAAUUGAAAAUGCUCAUAAACUCUUCUGUUUA